This is a messenger RNA of Caenorhabditis auriculariae, 563 nucleotides long. The record is from the annotation of a GenBank genome assembly. NCBI's taxonomy places the organism in Eukaryota, Metazoa, Nematoda, Chromadorea, Rhabditida, Rhabditidae.
AUGUUCAAGGCGGCCGGUCGUAUUACGGUAAUCAAGCUAGGUUUUUGGGUAACAAAAUGAAAAAUUGGGUACUUUUUGUGACGUAACUUAUCUUGUAACCUCGAGAAAUAGGCCCUUAACAAAUUGCAAGAAAGAAAAAAAAAAUUAAAAAAGUUUCCUGGCUCCGAAACUGACGGCGCAAUAUGACCGGCCGCCGUACCACUGUCUUAUAUAAACAUGCGUGACAGGCUUGUGCGUGAGGCCUGGCUCAGGGCAUUGGCCCUUAUUUUUUUGAGAAAAAGUCUCAAAAAAUACGGGCUUGGAAAAAAAAAAUUUAAAAUUUCAUUGAAAACAUAUCCACCAAAAAAUUCUUUUUUUUUAAAUCGUAGUUUUGUUGAGCUCUAAGUCGAAAAAUGUGACUUUUGUCGUAAAAUACUUGAUAUUCGAAAAAAAUUGCGCUUUUUGGGCCUUGCCAGCGAUUUUUUCUUGAGGCUCCGCUAAGGCCGGGCCGGGCUCAGAAAAUAGCCGGGGGCCGAGAGGCUGACGGGACGAUUCCUAGAAUCGCACAGAAACGUCCGGAGCAC